UCCCCCCCCAUCAUCUCUUCAGGUCACAUUCGUUUAAUUUGCAAUUUGCAUCUGGCAACAUAAAUGUCACCUAUCCUGAGCCAGGUGUUCUCUUGGGCCAAUCUGGGUAUUUGAAAUUAUUUAUUCAUCCAAGUAACCACCCUCCCGCCCUUCCCUCGAACCUUUUCACUGGUGGUGUUUUUGGGAAGAUGGGUUGUCUUGGCAAUAGUAAAACCGAAGACCAACGAAAUGAGGAGAAGGCACAGAGGGAAGCAAACAAAAAGAUAGAGAAACAGCUUCAGAAAGACAAACAGAUAUACCGGGCAACUCACCGGCUACUACUGUUAGGGGCUGGUGAAUCUGGGAAAAGCACGAUAGUCAAACAGAUGCGAAUAUUGCACGUAAAUGGCUUCAAUGCAGAGGAGAAAAAGCAGAAAAUCCAUGACAUCAAAAACAACAUUAAAGAGGCUAUAGAGACGAUUGUGACUGCCAUGAGUACGCUCACACCUCCGUGCCAGUUAGCCUGCCCAGCAAACCAGCACCGAAUCAAUUACGUCCUAAACUUAGUGAACCGGAAGGAUUUCGAAUUCCCAUCGAUCCGUGAAAAACAUCUUAUUAACAAGGAGUUCUAUGAACAUACGAAACUCCUCUGGCAGGAUGAAGGUGUCCGAGCUUGCUGGGAGAGGUCCAAUGAGUAUCAGCUCAUCGACUGCGCGCAGUACUUCUUAGACAGGAUUGAUGUUGUAAAGCAAAAUGACUACACACCCACUGAUCAGGACCUGUUGAGAUGUCGAGUUCUGACAUCUGGGAUCUUCGAGACGAGAUUUCAAAUAGAUAAAGUCAAUUUCCAUAUGUUCGAUGUUGGAGGUCAGAGGGAUGAGCGUCGAAAGUGGAUCCAGUGUUUCAAUGAUGUGACAGCUAUCAUCUUUGUGGUGGCCAGCAGCAGCUACAACAUGGUGAUCAGAGAAGACAAUCAAACCAACAGGCUGCAGGAAGCACUCAAUCUCUUUAAGAACAUCUGGAACAACAGGUGGCUACGGACAAUUUCGGUGAUCCUCUUCCUGAAUAAACAGGACCUGCUUGCAGAGAAAGUUUUGGCAGGGAAAUCUAAAAUUGAGGAGUAUUUCCCUGAGUUUGCACGUUACACUACACCUGAUGAUGCAAUACCAGAACCAGGGGAAGAUCCCCGGGUCACACGGGCAAAGUACUUCAUACGAGAUGAGUUUCUGAGGAUCAGCACAGCCAGCGGAGAUGGACGACACUACUGUUACCCCCACUUCACCUGUGCAGUUGACACGGAAAACAUCCGGCGCGUCUUCAACGAUUGUCGAGACAUCAUCCAGAGGAUGCACCUACGGCAGUACGAGCUCUUGUGAUGGGAAGCGGGAGGAGAGACUGCCCCCCACGGCGGAGAUGUGUCAGACCACGUGUCGAGACACUUACCUAUCCACACCCCGCCCCCUUCCUAACAAACCAGUUAACCUCUGUCUUCCUCACCCUGUUUUUAACAACCCUCCCCUGACCGAGCGAGCACCCUCCCUCCCCUCCGCGCUGUUAAAAUUCCUACUUCUCCCGGUGACACGGUUUCAGCUGAAGCCUAUAAACAGAACAGUGCGACUGAUGGAAAGACUUUAUGACAAUAAAAAAAAAAACAACAACAGGAAACACAGUUGAGGAUACAACAGCUACACCAACUGUUAACCGGGACCGCGGCACUCAGCUGUACUUUGACCUGGGGAAGAGUGGUCAAGAUUGCAGUAUUUGUUACCGUACAGGCUAUGUCUCCUUUGAACUCUCUUUCGCUCUCUCAGACACACGAGUAUGAAAAUACGCAAACACACACACACACACACACACACGAAGGCACAGACACAAUUGCAGUACCAUUCAAACAUUCAAAACUUUCCAUUUGUCUCACACCACAAACACGCACACACACCCAUACUCUUUUUUAAAAAUCGAGACCUUUGUUUUUAUUUUUAUUUUAUUUUAUUUUUUAUUAGCAGUUCUCGGAGGCUAAAUGAAAUUACGCAUUGUGCAACUUACUUCUGGCUAGUUUGCUAAUUCUGAGAGAGGGAGGAAUGAUUCGCUCUGUGUAGAAGACCGACCCAAAGGUAAAGUGGAUAAACGAUGGACGCAUUGGAAGGGAUGGAGGAAUGUAACCGAUACACAAGAAGGGUUGUGAGCCCUUUCUGGCCCGGGGGUGGACAGACUGACUAACAGCUGCAUGUGGAAGUGAGCGUGACCUGAACACAAGACCAUCACAUGACCUGCGCUCUUCCAGAGAUCAAUCAGGAGAAAGGGCAAAAAUGAGAGAAAAGAAAAACUAAAAAGAAAAAAAAACAUACAGUGCAUCAAUUCGUGCAUACCAGUGAAUUACAUGCAGUGCAAAAAAUCCAAGCUAUAUAUAUAGAUAUUUAUAUAUGUGUGUAUAUAAAUAUGUAUAUAUAUAUAAAUAUAUAAAUAUAAAUAUUAUAUAUUCCUGUAAUAACACAAUUCAACUUUUACGUUUUUUUAAUUAUUUCAUUAGUUUUCCCCAUGUUGUGUCGGUGUACACUGUGUGUGCGAUCUGCCUUUGUGCGCCAUUUGACCUUGUUCCUGCCCCUCCCAUCCCCCACCCCAUGUACACACACACACACACACACACACCUCCCACCUGCUAUAUGGCCUGGACAUGAGCUAUUGAACAUAUGGAGACUAAUGUAGAGGGCCUUAUUUGAUGAGGUAAGACAAAACGGGGGAAAAAAACCGGCUAAUGUUAAUGGGUGAGGAAAGAGGUGACGAUGCGACUGACCUACCAAGUCUGGAUCCAACACACACACACACACACACACACACACACACACAUAUAUAUAUAUAUAUAUAUAUAUAUCACUCCCUUACACUUGUAUUUCUCUCCACACAGCCUUGCCCCCCACCACCACCCCGCUUUAAAUAUGUCCUGACUUUAUUUUCCUGCUGGACUUACUAUUAUUGUACAGACUGUAAAAUGUAUUAUUUUGUACAACUUUAUUGAAGAAGAAGGAGAAGAAGAAGAAAAAAUAACUUGUAGAAGAUCCCUGUGCCUUGAUCACGACUGUACGUGUAAAAAUGAGCUAAAUAUGUAAGUUAUGUUUCACUGCGCAGUACAGCUAAGCUGGUCUCUGUCUCUCUCUCGCUCUCCCGCCUCGUCCGUGCUUACUCGCCCUCAGUAAGGGGGCUAGGGCAAAUGGGGCACUGGGGCUCUUGGGCGGAGGCUGACGUAUGUUGCUUAGUUUCCAUUUUCCCCACAUUUGUUUGUCUGUUGAUUCAUUUGUUUUGCUUUAACUCUCUUCUGGUUUAUAUAACAGAAUUUGAAAAAGAAAGAAGAUAAUCAGACACACCACCUUAAUUAAUGCUGUGUAGUGAAAGAUAUUGAGCCCUAACACAAUUUAAUAUAUAUAUAUAUAUAUAUAUAUAUAUAUUUCAGAUUUUAUAUUAUAUAUAUGUAUGUAUGUGUGUAUAUGUAUAUAUAUACAUGUAUGUAUGUAUGUAUGUAUGUGUGUGUAUAUAUGUAUAUACACACAUACAUAAUAUAUACACACACAUACAUUAUAUAUAUAUUAUAUAUAUACACACAUACAUUAUAUAUACACACAUACAUUAUAUAUAUAUAUAUAUAUAUAUAUACAUGCACACACACACACACACACACACACACACACACACACACAUAUAUAUAUAUAUAUAUAUAUAUAUAUAUAUAUAUAGCCCUGUGAUGGCCUAGCGGCCUGUCCAGGGUGUCUCCCUGCCUGCCACCCAAUGACUGCUGGGAUAGGCUCCAGCAUCCCCGCGACCCUGACAGCAGGAUAAGCGGUUUGGAUAAUGGAUGGAUAUAUAUAUAUGUACUGUACACUUAUAUCUAUCUCUCUUGUGAGCCAUCCCCAGUUUUCCUUGCUUUUCUGUCAGUAACAUCUGCCAACAGUUUUGGGGAGUGGUAGAAGAUGCGAAAGGAAGGGUAUAAAUAUUUUAAAUUCUUUCCUUUUUUAUCUUUAACUCUUUUGAAGGAGAGCAAAAUAUCCAAUUGCAAAACAUUGCUUGUUUCUACAUAAACCAAAUUCUUUUUGCUUAAAAAAAAACAAAACAAGAA
This is a messenger RNA of Lampris incognitus (smalleye Pacific opah), 4087 nucleotides long. RefSeq names its product guanine nucleotide-binding protein G(s) subunit alpha-like. Lineage: Eukaryota; Metazoa; Chordata; Actinopteri; Lampriformes; Lampridae. Gene Ontology annotation, cellular component: heterotrimeric G-protein complex. Gene Ontology annotation, biological process: adenylate cyclase-activating dopamine receptor signaling pathway; sensory perception of chemical stimulus. The transcript is spliced from 13 exons. Gene Ontology annotation, molecular function: GTPase activity; G-protein beta/gamma-subunit complex binding; ionotropic glutamate receptor binding. Bases 189 to 1355 code for a protein of 388 amino acids. The record is from RefSeq and is a predicted model, not a curated record.